This is a messenger RNA of Adineta steineri, 750 nucleotides long. Lineage: Eukaryota; Metazoa; Rotifera; Eurotatoria; Adinetida; Adinetidae. The record is from the annotation of a GenBank genome assembly.
AUGAAAUUUGAUGAUGUACAAAAGAUUUUCCAUAAAUAUAUUCAUCGACGUUAUCAUCGAUUUUGUCGAGAAUUAUUUGCACAAUUAUUGUGUUUAAAUUUAAAUAUUAAAUCAGCUUAUUUAUUUGAUCUAUUUCCAUAUUCAAUUGAAGAUAUGAGAAAUUUAUUAAAUAAUCUAUCGAGUUAUUUACCAUUUCGUUCGAUUAUUCUGAAAUAUUCAAUAAAUGAUCUGAUUAUUAUGAAUAGUUCUCAAUUAUUAAAGCUAAUUGAUGAUACAUCAACAUCAAUUCUUAUUAUUGAUCUAAAUACUAUGACUACAACAAAUUGUCAUCCAAUGUUAGAUGAGAUUUGUAAUCAUCUUUCUUGGAUAAAUAACCGACAACAUGAACAAAUCGAUUUUGAUAAUGAAACAAAUGAUGAAUGGUCUCAUCUUAUUCAAUCAUUAAAUCAUACAACUAUUUUUGGUUAUCUACUUGGAUAUCCAUUAAUUUAUUUUUAUUUAUCAACUUCAUUAAUGGAUGUAAUGACAUUAAAAAAUUUUCGUUUAUCUGUAAAGAUAAAAGAUUUAAAUUAUGAAACUUUACUUUAUUCAUUCUCAUGUCCUAUUCAUGAAAAGAUUGAUCAACAACAAAUAGAAUUGUUUGUCAAUCAAUGGUUUUCAUCUUUAUCUUUGAUAAUGAAUGAAAGUGAUAUGAUCGAACAUUAUCAUUUAGAUCAGCAUAUUCGAGAACAAGCAACAUGGUGUCUUUAA